AUGCCUAAAAAUAGCAAAGUUGCAAAGAGAGAGCUGGAUGAAGAUGUCACAGAGUCUGUCAAAGAUCUUCUUUCAAAUGAGGAUAUGAAUGAUAACCAGUUUAAAAAGAGUGCGUUAUAUGUAGAUGAUUCGCCUGCUGACAAAGAUGUGGACAUUGAAGAAGGAUUUGAUGCCGAUGAUGAACGGCCUGCCUGGAGUAAUAAACUUCAGUACAUUCUGGCGCAAGUCGGAUUCUCUGUUGGUUUAGGCAAUGUAUGGAGGUUUCCAUACUUAUGUCAGAAAAAUGGUGGAGGUGCCUACCUCGUGCCAUAUUUGAUUUUGCUCCUUGUUAUUGGCAUCCCUCUCUUUUUCCUGGAACUUGCGGUGGGUCAGAGAAUCAGGCGAGGCAGUAUCGGUGUGUGGAACUACAUCAGCCCACGACUGGGCGGAAUAGGAUUUUCCAGCUGCAUUGUGUGCUUCUUUGUAGCUCUUUACUACAAUGUUAUUAUUGGUUGGAGCUUAUUUUAUUUCUCCAAGUCCUUUCAGCACCCAUUGCCCUGGGAUCAGUGUCCCUUGGAAAAAAAUGGGACCCAGACCUUUGUCGUUCCUGAAUGUGAAAAGAGUUCCGCCACAACCUUCUUUUGGUACAGAGAAGCACUGGACAUAUCGAACUCCAUUUCUGAGAGUGGGGGUCUGAACUGGAAGAUGAGUAUUUGCCUAUUCAUCGCCUGGUUUAUGGUGUGUCUUGCCAUGAUCAAAGGCAUUCAGUCUUCUGGAAAGGUGAUGUACUUUAGCUCUCUAUUUCCCUACGUUGUACUUGUCUGCUUUCUGGUUCGAGGCCUUCUUCUGAAGGGUUCUUUUGAUGGCAUCCGUUACAUGUUUACCCCUAAGCUGGAGAUCAUGCUGGACCCUCAGGUCUGGAGAGGGGCUGCGACACAAGUGUUCUUUGCUCUUGGCCUGGGAUUUGGUGGCGUGAUUGCCUUCUCCAGCUACAACAAACGUAACAACAACUGCCAUUUUGAUGCGGUCCUCGUGUCCUUGAUCAACUUCUUCACGUCCAUCUUAGCAACACUGGUGGUGUUUGCUGUCUUGGGCUUCAAGGCAAAUAUAAUAAAUGAGAAGUGUGUUGCUAGAAAUACAGACAAGAUCCUGGAAAUGCUGAAGGCAGGAGUUAUCAGUCAUGACCUCAUCCCUCACCACGUUAAUCUGUCUGAUGUUUCAGCCACCGAUUACCAUCAGAUGUACAACAUCAUAAAGGAAGUGAAAGAAGAAGACUUUCAGAAGUUAGGUUUGGAUUCAUGUCAACUGGAGGAUGAACUUAACCAGGCUGUACAAGGUACUGGUUUAGCCUUCAUCGCUUUCACUGAGGCCAUGACUCAUUUCCCAGCAUCCCCCUUCUGGUCAGUGUUGUUCUUCCUAAUGCUGGUAAACCUAGGCUUGGGCAGCAUGUUCGGCACCAUUGAAGGAAUACUCACACCACUGGUGGAUACAUUCAAAGUGCGCAAAGAAAUCUUGACCAUUGGCUGUUGUCUCGUAGCUUUCGGUAUUGGCCUGGUCUUUGUACAGCGCUCUGGAAACUACUUCGUUACCAUGUUUGAUGAUUACUCAGCUACCCUGCCCCUUCUGAUUGUGGUUAUCCUGGAGAACGUCACUGUUGCUUGGGUUUAUGGCACAGAUAAGUUCAUGGAGGACUUAAAGGAUAUGCUGGGUUUUACUCCAUUCCGAUACUACUAUUAUACAUGGAAAUACGUCUCUCCACUAAUUCUUAUUGCUCUGCUCAUAGCAAGCAUUGUCCAGAUGUGCUUAAGUCCACCGGGCUACUAUGCCUGGAUUAGUGAAUUGGCUGGUGAAAAGUUUCUGAGUUUCCCAGUGUGGGGUUUGACCAUCUGCAUCGGCCUCAUCAUCCUGGCAGUUCUUCCCGUCCCUAUAGUCUUCAUCAUUCGUUAUUUUAACCUCAUUGAUGAUGGUUCCAAUUCCCUGGCCUCGGUCUCCUACAAAAAAGGACGGAUCCUGACGGAGAACUCCAACCUGGAGGAAGAUGAUGCCAGUCUCCUGCAGAGCAAAACCCAAAGUGAGAUGCCCUCCCCAAUGGUUGGUAAUAGUAUUUAUCGUAAGCAGAAUGGAUCCCCCACUCCAGAAGCAGACACAGCUCCGAAUGGCCGCUAUGGUAUUGGAUACUUGAUGGCUGACAUGCCUGAAUCGGACUUAUAGUUUCUGAUUGAGCUUUGCCUGGCUAUGUGUAUGUUGUUACAUUGCGCAAAAUUGCCACUCGGAAGCACGCAGAGUACUAAUGUGGCAUAUGUACCAUGUAUAUCCUGUAGAUAGACUAUAUUUUUCCAUAUUAGUGAUACUGAAAUACUGUGCCUGCCAGUAGCUCUGAAUUUCUAGUUCUAUAAGAUUGUAUUCAGUAAUCCCUAUAAGGAAAAAAAAGUAAUUAUCUUUUUUGAAGAAAAACUUUGUUUCCCAGUCACAGAUUAUCCUUUAUCAGUAUGUAAAUCAGCAAAUAUAUGGAAUUCUCAUUUCUAAACUUUACAUGACAUAUGCUGACAUUUAGGAUUAAUUUGAACACUGAACUAAGAAUGUAAACUGACAUUGUUGCAAAUUAUUUACUAGCUUAUGACACCCCAGUGCCAGGUGACAUCCACACCCGACUUCAAGGCGAGUGGUCCCAGGUUCAAAUCCUGCCGGCUCCCUUGUGUGCUUCCAUCCGUGCUGGGUUGAGCAUCGAGCUAGCAAGUUGGCCUCGUAAAAGACAGAUAAAUGCUAAAGAAACGGCAAGACUGCUGCCUGAUGCACCAAAAGGCGCGGGGAGGAGCAACGACAAUGAAACCCCAGUACAUAUUUUUAUUUGUACAGGGGAUUAUCCUUUUAUGACACCCACAGUCUUAGCCACAGGGCAGUGAUUGGCACUGAGGUAAAAACACAGUAGUCCCAAUUCUCUACGACUUUUUCAAGUUCAAAUGUUUUUUUAAUUAUUAUUACUGAAACCCCAGUGUGAGGAUUAAGAGUUUGCUGGCUGAAUGAGUACUGUUGCUACAG
This is a messenger RNA of Hypanus sabinus (Atlantic stingray), 3018 nucleotides long. RefSeq names its product solute carrier family 6 member 15 (gene slc6a15). NCBI's taxonomy places the organism in Eukaryota, Metazoa, Chordata, Chondrichthyes, Myliobatiformes, Dasyatidae. The transcript is spliced from 11 exons. The record is from RefSeq and is a predicted model, not a curated record. Gene Ontology annotation, biological process: sodium ion transmembrane transport; L-leucine transport. Gene Ontology annotation, cellular component: plasma membrane. Gene Ontology annotation, molecular function: proline:sodium symporter activity. Bases 1 to 2190 code for a protein of 729 amino acids.